Molecule: messenger RNA, 1350 nt
Organism: Dama dama (fallow deer)
Lineage: Eukaryota; Metazoa; Chordata; Mammalia; Artiodactyla; Cervidae
Gene: TBX20
Product: T-box transcription factor 20
Exons: 8
Coding region: 1-1350 (449 amino acids)
Biological process (GO): positive regulation of DNA-templated transcription; vasculogenesis; cell fate specification
Cellular component (GO): nucleus
Molecular function (GO): DNA-binding transcription factor activity, RNA polymerase II-specific; RNA polymerase II cis-regulatory region sequence-specific DNA binding
Source: RefSeq, a predicted model, not a curated record
AUGGAGUUCACGGCAUCGCCCAAGCCCCAGCUUUCUUCCAGGGCCAACGCCUUCUCCAUCGCCGCGCUGAUGUCCAGCGGCGGCUCCAAAGAGAAGGAAGCAACGGAGAACACUAUAAAACCACUGGAACAAUUUGUUGAGAAGUCUUCCUGCGCUCAGCCCCUGGGAGAGCUGACCAGCCUAGAUGCUCACGGGGAGUUUGGUGGCAGCGGUGCGGGCAGCAGCAGCCCCUCCUCCUCCUCUCUGUGCACUGAGCCACUGAUCCCCACCACCCCCAUCAUCCCCAGCGAGGAAAUGGCCAAAAUUGCCUGCAGCCUGGAGACCAAGGAGCUCUGGGACAAAUUCCAUGAGCUAGGCACGGAGAUGAUCAUCACCAAGUCUGGCAGGAGGAUGUUUCCUACCAUCCGUGUGUCCUUUUCCGGUGUGGAUUCUGAGGCCAAGUACAUAGUCCUGAUGGACAUCGUCCCUGUGGACAACAAGAGGUACCGCUAUGCCUACCAUCGGUCCUCCUGGCUGGUGGCUGGCAAAGCGGACCCUCCACUGCCAGCCAGGUUGUAUGUACAUCCAGACUCCCCUUUUACUGGCGAGCAGCUACUCAAACAGAUGGUGUCUUUUGAAAAGGUGAAACUCACCAACAAUGAACUGGAUCAGCAUGGCCAUAUAAUUUUGAACUCAAUGCAUAAGUACCAGCCACGGGUGCACAUCAUUAAGAAGAAAGACCACACAGCCUCAUUACUCAAUCUGAAGUCUGAAGAAUUCAGAACAUUCAUCUUUCCAGAAACAGUUUUUACAGCAGUCACUGCCUACCAGAAUCAACUGAUAACCAAGCUGAAAAUAGAUAGUAACCCUUUUGCCAAAGGAUUCCGGGACUCCUCCAGGCUCACGGACAUUGAGAGGGAAAGUGUGGAGAGCCUAAUUCAAAAGCAUUCCUAUGCCCGCUCACCCAUCCGUACCUAUGGAGGAGAAGAGGAUGUGCUGGGGGAUGAGGUUCAGACAACACAAAAUCGAGGAUCAGCCUUUACAACAUCUGAUAAUUUGUCUCUUAGCUCCUGGGUAUCGUCUUCAUCCAGUUUUCCUGCAUUUCAGCACCCACAGUCCCUGACUGCUCUCGGCACCAGCACGGCAUCCAUAGCAACACCCAUUCCUCACCCUAUACAGGGCUCUCUGCCACCAUAUAGCCGACUUGGGAUGCCUCUGACCCCAUCAGCCAUUGCCAGCUCCAUGCAGGGGAGUGGCCCAACAUUCCCCUCAUUCCACAUGCCCCGGUAUCAUCACUACUUUCAGCAGGGGCCAUAUGCUGCUAUCCAAGGACUGCGCCAUUCUUCUGCUGUGAUGACGCCAUUUGUAUGA